Messenger RNA from Pangasianodon hypophthalmus (striped catfish), 1976 nucleotides. RefSeq names its product UPF3B regulator of nonsense mediated mRNA decay (gene upf3b). Bases 261 to 1658 code for a protein of 465 amino acids. The transcript is spliced from 10 exons. NCBI's taxonomy places the organism in Eukaryota, Metazoa, Chordata, Actinopteri, Siluriformes, Pangasiidae. Gene Ontology annotation, biological process: positive regulation of translation; nuclear-transcribed mRNA catabolic process, nonsense-mediated decay. Gene Ontology annotation, cellular component: nucleolus; cytoplasm. The record is from RefSeq and is a predicted model, not a curated record. Gene Ontology annotation, molecular function: mRNA binding.
UCAUGAUAUCUACAUAUAAUAUAUAAAAACAACUAAGACGCAGUGAAGUGUAAACAAUGACGUAAAUAUAAAAAUAAUUGCGUGAAACUGAAUAAAUAGUUUUUAGGUGAACAGAAGCACCACCGUCUGUUGGUAGGCCAGAGACCAGGCAGCCAAUCAGAAGCGUCCGUCUGUGUUAGCGAGAAAGUUGGGUGAAGUACGCCUCAACUCCUCACAGCUUCACAGCUUCCUGAGUACAUACUGUUGCUGCGUUUUCAAACAUGAAAGAAGACAAGGAAAAUACGCGGCCCAAAGAGAGGAAAGUGGAGAUUAAAUGUGAAGAAAAUGAAAAAACCGAGAAGCCAAAUAAAGAGAAGAAGGAGGCCAUGACAAAGAUUGUGAUCCGACGCCUCCCUCCGAGUCUGACUAAAGAGGAGCUGGAGGAGCAGUUACAGCCUCUGCCAGACGUGGAUUAUCUCGAGUUCUUCUCCAGUGACACGAGCCUCUACCCUCAUCUCUUUGCAAGAGCAUAUCUAAAUUUCAAGAACCAGGAGGACAUUGUUCUUUUCAGAGACCGCUUUGAUGGUUAUGUGUUCAUUGAUAAUCGAGGACAAGAAUACCCUGCAAUUGUUGAGUUUGCACCAUUCCAGAAGAUUGCUAAAAAGAGGAGCAAGAAAAAGGAUUCCAAAAGUGGAACAAUUGAAGAAGAUAGUGAUUAUAAGAAGUUUUUGGAGAUCUACAAUGGUGACGAAGAAAAGUUUACUUCAACCACUGAGACAUUAUUAGAAGAAAUAGAGGCCAAGACAAAGGAACUAGUUGCCAAGAAGACAACUCCUCUCUUGGACUUCCUUAAGAAUAAGCAGAGAUUAAGAGAGGAAAAGAAAGAGGAGAGGAGGAGGAGAGAACUGGAGCGCAAACGGUUGCGUGAUGAAGAGCGGCGGAAGUGGAGAGAGGAGGACCGAAGGAAACGCAAAGAAGCUGAGAAAUUAAAGAAAGCAGAAAAUGCACCUGGAAAGGACAAGGACCAACCUAAAGAGGAGCAGCCAAAAAUCAAGCUUCUGAAGAAACUAGAAAAGCAAGAGAAUAGUGACAAUGAAAAGCCAAAAGAGAAACCCAAGAAGCCAGAGCGAGAGAAACUGAAGGAUGACCGAGGUCCAGGGGGAGCAGAUGGAAAAAAACGUCAAAAUGGUGAACACCGAGAGGACAAGCCAAGAAAAUAUGAGGAAGAUGGACGCAGGGAGCAUCGGGAUCGUGAAGUGGACAGAGAGAGAGACCGUGAACGGGAUCGGGAGCGACGGCAGAAAGAGAAGGAGCGAAUCAAGAGGCAGGACGAGGAGCGGCGAAAGAGGAGGGAGCGUCACGAUGGAGAAAACGCCUACAAAAAGAGAGAGGAAGAGAGCAAAAAGGAAAAGGAGUAUGUAUGGGAAAAGAGAAAGAAUGAGAAUUCUGGCGAAUCAACAGGCCACAGUCAAGCGGACAAAUCUGAGAAGUCUUCUAAAGAUGCUAAAAAGGAAGAAAAUGUGAAAAAGGAUCGUUUAAGGAACAAGGAUCGCCCUGCCAUUCAGCUGUACCAGCCAGGAGCAAGGAGCCGCAACAGAGGAGCUACAGGAGAUGGCCAGGCUGGGGAUAAGAAGGCUGAGAGGGAUGCCAAAAAUACACAAGAGAAAGGGGAAGAGUGAAGAAAGACCACCACAUGGUGAUGAGAGAGAAUUCUGGCCAAAUCAAGGCAAUUUAGCAGUGCUGCUAAAGCAAGAGGUUCCUGUCCCUCACAAGCUCUCUGUAAGAGACACAGGAGUAGACGUUGCCACCUUACAGUGCCUAAAUAAAGCCCCCUUUACUUUCUGUUUGCUUUUAAUAGAGCUGAGCAGUGGGGCGGAGUGAAAGAAGCCAAAGGUUUUGGGCCAUGAGCACUCCAAGUGACCUUACUCUUGGUACACAAUCAGACACACUGUACUUCAGAUAUUCUGCUUUUUUGGUAUUAAAGAUUACCAAUUCAA